Salmo salar (Atlantic salmon) is the source of this 3973-nucleotide messenger RNA. RefSeq names its product semaphorin-3E. Lineage: Eukaryota; Metazoa; Chordata; Actinopteri; Salmoniformes; Salmonidae. Gene Ontology annotation, cellular component: plasma membrane. The record is from RefSeq and is a predicted model, not a curated record. Gene Ontology annotation, biological process: semaphorin-plexin signaling pathway; neural crest cell migration; positive regulation of cell migration. Gene Ontology annotation, molecular function: chemorepellent activity; semaphorin receptor binding.
AGCAGUGGAAGCAGUUCACACUAGUAAGCACAGUUGUUUGGAUAAUCCCUGCCUGUUCAGUGAGAAGAGAGAGAGAGAGAGAGCGAGCGAGAGAGCGAAGAGAGAACACGAGAAAGAGAGAGAGAACAUGAGGGAGACCAUCUCCUCCCUCUCAGAGCAGAGACCACACGUCGGGCACGAGUCUCCCUUUCCUCUCUGCCUCUACUGCGUCUCCUAGGCUAGCAGCCAGAAAGACACCGCCUCCGUUGGAUCCUGAAAGAAAACAAGCUGAGGAUACGGCAGUUCUGCCUUAGGCAGAAGGACAAAACUUACAUCAACACUUUGGAAGGAUUAGCAGCAGUAUACGUUUUCCUUCAUUUGCUCAGACAGAAAGAAGAUACAACAUCCCUAUGACAAGAAGGACAAGAGAUACUGUACAGACAAACAGAGUUGGACAGACAGACAGAGAACAGCAGUGGUCAUGCAGCCGUGACUGUAACAGCUGGAGUGCUCUCUCCCUUGCCUGAAACAGUUGGUUUGAAGAGCUGCAUUCCUCACACCCUCUCAUUCAGAAAAUAGUAGUCGUAUAGGAUCUUCCCUCAUAAAGAGUGACACGACUGCAGUAGUCCCUACAGACUGACACAGAACAGUACAGGCUUUAGGAGUGCAGUUGAAGGACACAGUGGAUUGUGAGUUACCUGUGGUCAGAGACUGGAUUACUGCCUUUUCCUACAGAGGAUAGUUGGAGGAUGAAACUGCAUAUCUGAUUCAAUAUAACAGACCCUUGUCAUUGAACCUGGACUCCCCCGGUUGGAUAUUUCCUACUCUUCCCUUGGACUUGAGUGUUGAUUCACUCUGGAUUGGCUUACUCCCUGCUUAGUGACCGUGUGUGUGUGUGUUUGUGUGUGUGUGUGAUUGAUUGUGAGUAUGUGUGUCAGGAUGGAGUGUGUGAGGAGUGUGUUUCUGAUGAUGUGUGUUUUCCUGUGGAGCUCAGCACACUCAGCCCAGAGUGUCUACCCCAGGAUACGACUCUCCCAUAAAGAGCUAUGUGAGUUGAACAGGACGUGGGUGUUCCAGGGACCAGGUCCCUCCCUGCAAACCCAGACCAUGAUGUUGGAAGAGGCCCAUGAGAGGCUGUAUGUAGGGGCUAAAAACACCCUGUACUCACUCAGCCUGGAGAGAGUUAACCACCAACACAGAGAGAUUGACUGGGCCAGCUCUGAGUCGCAGGUAGAAGAUUGUAUGAUGAAGGGUAAAGAGAAGCCAGAGUGUGCUAACUACAUCAAGGUGUUGCAGCAGUUUAACACAACCCACCUGUUGGCCUGUGGAACAGGAGCAUUUAACCCUCUCUGUGCUACCAUCAGGGUGGGACAUGCAGGGCAGGCCAGACAGUUUGAGCUGGAGGAGCAGAGUGUAGAGAGUGGCAGAGGGAGAUGUCCCUAUGACCACAACAGCCCCGUAACCUCCACCCUGGACAGAGGAGAGCUGUAUAUUGGCCUGUAUACAGACUACUGGGAAAAUGAUGCAGCUCUGUGUCGACUGAACAACCAAAGCUAUACACGCACUGAGAGAGACAACAGACAACAGCUCAACGAGCCUAAGUUCAUUGGGUCGGUGGUGAUUCCUGAUAACGAUGACAGAGAUGAUGACAAGGUCUACUUCUUCUUCACGGAGAGAGGGAUGGACGCAGAGGGGGUUAACAAGGCUGUUUACACCCGGGUGGGACGGGUCUGUGCGAAUGACCAAGGAGGUCAGAGGAUGUUGGUGAAUCGUUGGAGCUCCUUCCUAAAGACCCGUCUCAUCUGCUCCGUGGCUGGAUCCAACGGCAUCGACACACACUUCGACGAGCUGGAGGAUGUAUUUGUGUUGAAGAACAAGGAUGAGAAGAAUCCAGAGAUAUUUGGCCUCUUCAGUACUACAAGUGCUGUGUUCCGGGGCUAUGCAGUGUGUGUGUACCACAUGAAUGUUGUGCGAGCAGCGUUCAAUGGCCAAUUUGCACACCGGGAGAGACCAGAGCACCGCUGGACCCCAUACAAAGGCCGGGUCCCCUACCCACGCCCCGGAUGUUGUGCCAGUAAGGUGAACGGUGGUGGAUUCUCAGGUUCUAAGGAGUUCCCUGAUGAGGUUCUGCGUUUCGUGCGUUCCCACCCCGUCAUGUCAAGCCCGGUCCUGCCCCUCCACAAAAAACCUGUCCUACUGCAGACGGAGCCAGGAGGGAGGAGACUAACCCAGAUUGCUGUGGACCGCGUCCAGGCCCAGGACGGACACUACCACGUUCUGUACAUAGGCAGAGACGACUCUGUUGUGUUGAAGGUUAUCAGCAUCUACAACAAAGACACAGACACCAUAGAGGAAGUGCUACUGGAGGAACUGCAGGUGUUCAAGGUCCCUGUGCCAAUAACUGAGAUCAUCAUAUCUGCAAAACGACAACAGCUCUAUGUGGGUUCUGAGGUGGGUGUGGCUCAGGUGAGGCUCCAUCAAUGUGAACUGUACGGGUCAGAGUGUGCCGACUGUUGCCUAGCCAGGGAUCCUUACUGUGCCUGGGACGGACUCACCUGCUCACGAUACUACCCUGCUGGGGUCUACACCAAGAGCAGACGAUUCAGACGACAGGAUGUUCUCCAUGGCAACGCUGUACAGCUAUGCAAUGGGCUGCAGACUGAUGGGGAGAAGUAUCAGGGUGCGGAGGAGAGGCAGGUGUAUGGGGUAGAGAAUAACAGUACUCUACUGGAGUGUACCCCUCGUUCUCCACAGGCCAGAGUUCUGUGGUACAUACAGAGAGGUCCAGACAGAGAGAAGGUCAGAGGUGAUGAGAGUGUACUCAUAACGACCCACGGGUUGUUGUUCCUGAUUGUGCGGAUUGGGGACGCUGGCAUGUACGUGUGUCAGACGGUAGAACACGGCUAUGUCCACACCCUACUGAGGGUCACGCUACAUGUGCUGGGAGGGGAGAGGGUCAGUGCCCUGAUACACAGGACAGGGGAGGAAGGAGAGGAAGAAGGGGAGACCACAGCAACCUCCUGUCACAUUCCCAUAGAUACCCCUCCAGACCUCCACACUGGUUCCAACUCUGACCCCACUUCCAGACUACCAGGAGCCCUACCAGGGUCCUCCCUAGCCCCCGCUCCAGCUACCUCUCGGCUGUGGUACAAGGAGUUCCUCCAGCUUAUAGGAUAUCGGGAUACACAGCGGCUGGAGGAGUACUGUGAGAGGGUCUGGUGCUCAGAGAAAAGACGCAGGAAGACCAAACUUAGAUACACCCAGCCACUGGGAAGAGGAGAGAGGAGGGCAAGGGGGAGGGGAGAGCCACACAGAUCCCCCAGACACACCAUGGACACCUGAGAGUAGGGAGAGAGAGGGCAGAACAACCACACACACACAAUGGUGUGUGUUGGUUCGUGCUUUGAGUUUAGUAGUGGUUUAGAAUUGAUUAACUAAACUGGACAUUGUACUGUAUUAUUGUUUUACUGUAUAGUUGGUAAAGUUGAUGAUGUAUGCAAGUAUUUCCUACUAUACUUUAUCAGUUAGUUUGGUGUGACAUGUCGGAGAUUGAGAACAUCUAGAUGAGUCUCUCUCUCUCUCUCUCUCUCUCUCUCUCUCUGCUGUCAGUAGUGAUGCUACAGAUGGGGGUUCAUAAUAACCAUAGAAGAAGACAAUCUACGUCGCCAUAUUUUCCCUCCCAAAUAAGGAAGAACGCCACAGUGACCAUCCAAGCAUGUCAUUGGCUAGACAGAGGAGCCUGUCUCAUGAAUAUUCAAACCUAUUGGAGGAAAUCAACCGUUUUAUAUUCUGACAGCAUAACAUUGAUCAGGUUUCCAUUACAAUCCCUCUUUUAUAUGGAGUCUUCUUUGAAGUCUUUAAAUUACAUUAUUCAGCACUCAUCAUCAUCAUGAAUGUUCUCUUACUAAGAGUUUUAAUAAUGAACAAAAAUGUAAAUACAACAUGUAAAGUGUUGGUCCCAUGUUUCAUGACCUGAAAUAAAAGAUUCCAGAAA